Messenger RNA from Ceraceosorus guamensis, 2923 nucleotides. RefSeq lists its product as hypothetical. The record is from RefSeq and is a predicted model, not a curated record. Bases 199 to 2793 code for a protein of 864 amino acids. The transcript is spliced from 9 exons. Gene Ontology annotation, biological process: mRNA processing; primary miRNA processing. Gene Ontology annotation, cellular component: nuclear body. Lineage: Eukaryota; Fungi; Basidiomycota; Exobasidiomycetes; Ceraceosorales; Ceraceosoraceae.
CUCGCCUCGCCGCUCUACGCCGUCCACUCGCGCAAAGCUCUUCCUGCUUGCCGUCUGACUGUCACCAACUCUCGUGCCUGCUUUGUUACGAGUGCGCACACACUCGCAACGCUCUUCACCCCUUUGUACAUCGUGCGUUACUCGCCGAUCGUAUCCCCCACGUUUGCACAUCUGCCUCAAGACACCAUCUACGCCAGUAUGGAGUACCGACCGGACUAUAGCCACGAUCCCUAUGAAAGUGAAAGGACGCACUACCAUGGCGAUCCUCGGCCUCUCAAGCGACGUCUUUCGCCAGUCCAUCCUUUUUCAGGAGCUGAUACACACACUGCGGCGGCUCGCGGUCACUCUCCUUGGGGCCAGGAAGGCGGCGAAGAGGUUGUGAAUGGCUUUCGGAUCGACCCAACCCGCAAAGAUCCCGAAUAUCUUGACUGGAUAGACCGCCAGCGCGCCAAAGAAAGAGCUGCCGCCGCAGCGAGCCCUUACGACCGCUAUCCGCUGCGUGGAGAUGACAGAGAAAGACUGGACUGGGAGCGUGAAAGAGAUACACGAGAGUGGGAGCGGACACGGGAUCUCUACGAUGACCAGUAUCGCUUCGAUCCGAGGGUAGGCGGGGAUGGCGAAAGGUAUGCGCCGAAAGCGCGUGUGGAUGAUGAAUGGGACCGGACUUUGCGCUUUCAUGACCCCUACGCUGCAGGGUACGGGGGGCGUGGUUCAGCUGCCGGAAGCGGCCCUCGUGAGCCGGUCCGCUUCGACCCCUUCGCUUUCGACUACCUGCUGCCCUUUAAGCGCUUUGCGCAGAUGUUGCGGGAAGCAGCAGACCCAAUCGCUGCCUCUAACACGCCGCAGGCCAGUGCAGAGCUUUACGAGAAGUACCAAAAGUAUCGAACGGACUUUCAGCGCAAAGCAAUGCAACGCUUCUUCAAGGAGCACAACAAGGACUUUUGGUUUGAGGAGAGAUACGGACUCGCCGUCGUUGAUGUGCAACGUCGACUGGAUCGAAGGAGGAAAGGCAGAGAGGGUCGCAAAGAAAGGUGGUUGGGAGAACUUCGGAGCGGGUCGCUCGACAAGGUGGAUUUCGAGCUUAAGCCCGCGUCUUCGCGCGCCCUUGAGGGCAUCCCAGGUACUCUCGAGGAGAACGAAAAGAAAGGUUGGCUCAUGUCGACUUCGCGCUUGGGGCAAGAGGAGGUGCUGCUUGAUACGGAGCAAGCAAGCACACCUGCGCAACCAAAUGAGGUGCUGCUACGAGUCAUUCCACACGACUUGCCGAGGACCCUGCUGGAAGAAGUGCUACAGGAACAAGUCGGCUUCAGGUACUUGGCGGUAGGGGAACCGCAUCCAGGCAAAAAGUGGGGCAGGAUGGGCUGGGCAGUGUUUGAGCCGGAGUCUGACCUUCACGCGAUCACCGAAGCUCUCAAUGCGAAGACAAUCAAUGGCAUCAAACUCGCCUUCGAGACCACGGAUCGUGCCCCACACGCUCGGUUGCGCAUCGCGCCUGCUCAGGCUUCCAGCCUUGCUCGGCUGGCGCACGAUCUUCGGCAAGCUCGAGAGCUCGUCAGCUUCUUGCAGAAGCAAGAUCGAGAGCUUGAAAGGCGUCGCGCUGAGGAUGCGGAGGAUCAGGCUACCGGCGCAGCGCAAGAAUGGCUCGAUACUGAUGCUUCAGUCGAGAUCGACGCGCGAUGCGAGGCAAUUGGCAAAGGGCUUCAAGGACGCAGUGCGCACGACAUUCAGGAAGAUGCCAAAGCCCAGGAGGUUCAUGAUGAUGAAGAGGCUUCUAAGCCUCUGCGCGAUGCUCUGUGCAAACACCUUGAUCUGCACUUAGAUCUCCUCCGUCAGGUCUACCAUUGUGAUUACUACGCAAGCAUCAUUUGCGACUUUGCCGAAGAGCUCGUGAGGCGAUCACCCAAACAUUUGCGCAGAACACGCGCGGUCUCCACGCAGGUGGAGAAAGGCUGGGGCGAGGCACUCGAUUCGAAACAUUGGCUGCUCGUGAAUCCAGACAAGGCGAACUUGGAGUCCUAUGGUGGCCAUGAUGUGCCGGAAGAGCUCUUGAAGCUGGCAGCACCUUACUCGCAGCAAGACGAAGGCGAAAAGCACCGUUGCGUCGUACCCAUCACGGGCCCGGACGGCGGCACUCAGCAGUGUAGCAAACCUUUCAAAGCAGCCAAUUUUGUCCGGAAGCACGUGGUCAAUAAGCACAGAGCAUUCCUCGACGACUUUGCCGGCGAGAAGAUCAAAGAAAUGGAAGCCUUCAAUUCAUACGUCGGAGAUCCUGGCCGGGUAAUGCCGGCACUCCAAGCCCGAGACGAUCGCGGGCGGACUGGCCGCGGGCAUGCGAGGGGUGAUCUAGGAGGUUCAGGUCAACUCGCGCAGCGGCUUGGAGGCAUUUUGGGCGGUUUUGAGGAUUCAUUCCCAUCCCACGCCCCAGCCGGCAUCCAUGGUGGGCCGCUCAUCCGGCUGGGCGGCAGCACAAUGGCCUCUGCAGAUGUUGGCGGACGUGCGAUUCGCGGCUUUCCGAGAAGAUCGGAGUCUUACGUAGACGAACGGUACGCCAAUGGUGCAUUGGCGUUCUCGAACGGCGCUGUAGGAGAUCUGAGCUCUAGGCUUGGGCCUCCUAUGCCUCAGCCAUCGAAGCCGAAUAGCAGCCCUCCCACCGGCACCUUCCCGGCGCCGCUACCUCCCGCCCCCAAGCCUCUCGAUCCCAGGGCGCGCAGAGCUCCGAACAAGUACGAAGACCUAGACAGCGCUCCCGGCGGGGCUGCGGAAGAGGCCGGCGAAUUGAUUUUGGAGUAUUAAAAGAGCGAUAGCACAGCAAAGUCGCAGAACGUACGAGGAGCCAUGGUGUAUCAUGAACGCCUUUGCGACACCACUCUCACGCUCAAAGGUGCCGAUUCCAUCGCAAUUUCUAUCCAUUCACUUUGAUGCC